This is a messenger RNA of Magnolia sinica, 2335 nucleotides long. RefSeq names its product extensin-1-like. The record is from RefSeq and is a predicted model, not a curated record. The transcript has 2 exons. The coding region runs from base 83 to 2041 and encodes 652 amino acids. NCBI's taxonomy places the organism in Eukaryota, Viridiplantae, Streptophyta, Magnoliopsida, Magnoliales, Magnoliaceae.
AUGGAAUGGUUUGUACACCCCCGAGUUAAGAGUAGUUUCUUCUUUCUCUCUCUUGGGUCGAGCUCCUCCAUCUCCUCAUUUGAUGAGGGUAAACGUUUGUUUUGCCCUCUGGGCCUUGUUUUCAGUGAGCUUGUUAUGCUCGUCUGAUGCUUCCCCUAAGAACGACAAAACUGCCGUGGUUGUUGGAAUUGGAGAAUGUGCUGACUGUUUGAAGAACAAUAUUAAGAGCAGCGAUGCAUUCUCAGGACUCAGUGUAGCCAUCGACUGCAAGGUCGCAAAUGGUGGAUUCAAGACAAGAGGAACUGGGAAACUCGACCAGGAUGGAAAAUUUCACGUGAAACUUCCUAGUGAGCUUGUGAAUGAAAAGGGAGAAUUAAUUGAAGAAUGCUUUGCACAGCUCCACAGCGCGUCACAAGAUCCCUGCCUGGCCAACAAUGGCCUCGAGCCCACCAAGAUAGUCCUCAAAUCAAAAGAGAAGGGAGAAUACACGUUUGGCUUGGCCGGAAAAGUAACAUUCACAACAGCCACUUGCACAUCAGCUUUCCUAUGGUCCUUCAAAUUCCCUCCACUGCCCAAGUUACCUCCAUUCUACAAGCCCUCACCAUGGUUUAUGCCCUUACCCAGCAUUCCACACCCACCAUACAAAAACUUCCCAUUCCCUCCAAAGGUUUUCCCUCCCUUCCCACCAAACGUAUUUCCACCCCUAGUUCCUGUCUACAAGCCCCCACCAAAGGUGUUUCCACCCAAAGUUCCUGCUUAUAAUCCUCCACCUAAAGUUCCUAUCUAUGAGCCUCCACCAAAGGUAUCUCCACCACCUGAAGUUCCCAUCUAUGAGCCUCCACCAAAGGUAUCUCCACCACCCCAAGUUCCUACCUAUAAGCCCCCACCUAAGGUAUCUCCACCCAAAGUUCCUAUCUAUGAGCCUCCACCAAAGGUAUCUCCACCACCCCAAGUUCCUAUCUAUAAGCCCCCACCUAAGGUAUCUCCACCCAAAGUUCCUGUCUACAAUCCCCCGAAGGUCUGCCCUCCACCAGUCCCAAAGUUUAAGAAGCCAAAACCACCACCAGUGCCCAUUAUCGAGAAGCCUCCACCAGCCCCAAUGAUAAAAAAGCCAUGUCCUCCCCCUCCUUCGCCUAAACUUCCUCCCACCCCAAAGAUCCCUCCCAUCUAUAAAAAGCCAUCGCCUCCCGUCCCAAAGAUCCCUCCCAUCUAUAAAAAGCCAUCGCCUCCCGUCCCAAAGAUCCCUCCCAUCUAUAAAAAGCCAUGUCCUCCCCCUCCUUCGCCUAAACUUCCUCCCACCCCAAAGAUACCUCCCAUCUAUAAAAAGCCAUCGCCUCCCGUCCCAAAGAUCCCUCCCAUCUAUAAAAAGCCAUCGCCUCCAAUCCCAAAGAUCCCUCCCAUCUAUAAAAAGCCAUCGCCUCCAAUCCCAAAGAUCCCUCCCAUCUAUAAAAAGCCAUCGCCUCCAAUCCCAAAGAUCCCUCCUGUCUAUAAAAAGCCAUCGCCUCCAAUCCCAAAGAUCCCGCCCAUCUACAAAAAGCCAUCGCCUCCAAUCCCAAAGACCCCUCCCAUCUACAAAAAGCCAUCGCCUCCAAUCCCAAAGACCCCUCCUGUCUACAAAAAGCCAUCGCCUCCAAUCCCAAAGAUCCCUCCCGUCUACAAAAAGCCAUCGCCUCCAAUCCCAAAGACCCCUCCCGUCUACAAAAAGCCAUCGCCUCUAAUCCCAAAGAUCCCUCCCGUCUAUAAAAAGCCAUCACCUCCAAUCCCAAAGAUCCCUCCUGUCUACAAAAAGCCGUCGCCGCCCAUCCCAAAGUUCCCUCCCAUCUAUAAAAAACCAUUGCCUCCCAUCCCAAAGUUCCCUCCCAUCUUUAAAAACCCAUUGCCUCCCUUCCCAAACUUUCCUCCUAUCUAUAAAAUACCAUUGCCCCCCAUCCCAAAGUUUCCUCCCAUCUAUAAAAACCCAUUGCCACCUUUCCCUCCACAUGGCAGUUGGCCUUCUCAUAUACCUCAAUAUUCAACCAAGGGCGCAACCCAAAUGCCCUAGAAUAUGUAAAAGGCAAGAAAUCUUUGUUAAUUAUUGUGUUUCCAUUUAGCAGGUUGUAUUAUCUUCUUUCACAAGUUUAGAGGGUUUUCAUGGUAGGUUGGUCAUAUCAUAAGGCCAUGGCGUAGAAGAAGAAAAUCCGUUGGAAAGAGCUUGCGAGUAAGGUCCUUGAUUUCCCUUAUAUGUUAUUUAUUGAAUAUGUGUACUGGUGUUACAUUAUUGUAGGUGGGAUGUUGUAAUAUCAAGUGGUUGUUUCCACCAAGAAUAAUAUAAUGUUCUCACUUCUUGUACAGCUCA